AAGAAGAAGGUUCCGUAACCCUUUGUUUUUUUUUUUGGCUUUAAUCAGAUCGACACUUUCCUCUGCCAUCACCGGAGCUCUGCGAGACUUCAAACAACUCCAUAACUCUCAAGCUUGUAGCUUUACUCGCAGUUUGCUGGACAAUGAAGAAAGGAUUGCACCCACAGAUGCAAUGGAUCUCUUAUGUAACACAGAGCGGUAGAUUGAUGCACGUGAUGAUGACAAGAAUCCACCAUGUUGGCAAAGUCUAUCACUUUGGAGCUAAGCGUCAAAUGGCUCAAAGCAUUGGUCAGAUUGCCAAGUUCAAGCGUAGGUUUAACGAGCAAGAGGCAGAAGCAGCCGAAGAGAACAACAACGAGAACCAGAAGAAGUAGCUCUAGUCCAACUCUUUUAUCCCCUUCCCUUACCUUUCCAUCCGAGAAAGCUUUAGACUAUUCCUUUACACAAGGCAACUAUGUAUGAAUCUUUUGCUUUGCUUCAAAUGAUUCAUUUUUUUCACAGUUCUUAACUCUCUCUGUUUCGUCAAUAAAGAACUUAUCUUGUUCCCGUCUU
Camelina sativa (false flax) is the source of this 552-nucleotide messenger RNA. RefSeq lists its product as uncharacterized. The record is from RefSeq and is a predicted model, not a curated record. NCBI's taxonomy places the organism in Eukaryota, Viridiplantae, Streptophyta, Magnoliopsida, Brassicales, Brassicaceae.